Messenger RNA from Cladophialophora bantiana CBS 173.52, 1257 nucleotides. RefSeq lists its product as uncharacterized. Gene Ontology annotation, molecular function: O-methyltransferase activity. The record is from RefSeq and is a predicted model, not a curated record. The transcript is spliced from 3 exons. Lineage: Eukaryota; Fungi; Ascomycota; Eurotiomycetes; Chaetothyriales; Herpotrichiellaceae. Bases 1 to 1257 code for a protein of 418 amino acids.
AUGGCCGAAAAUUUGUUGUCACUCGUCAGCGAGCUCUCGCAACUCGCCAGCGGCUUCGUGCCUUCCACAGGCCAUGAUGCUGCGUCUCUCGCACCCAAAGCGGCUCUCGUCAACCUCUCCAAGAAGAUUAUGUAUUUACUGAUGGAUCCAGGCAUGAUGGUUCAGGCCCACUCACUGCAAAUGGCCGAGCUGGUCUCUGUCCGUACACUGUUGGACCUCAAGGUGUUUGAGAAAAUGCCAGCUGAAGAGGGAAAGACCAUCAGCGCAAAAGAGUUGAGUGAAGUGUCUGGCGUCCAAGAUGUCUUGCUUGAGAGACUGUUACGCCCUCUGGUCGCGUCGGGAUUCAUAACUCAGUCCCCUGAAGAUGGCUCCUAUGGAUGCACCAGGUUUUCACAGGCCUAUACUUCCUUUCCUGGAAUGUUCUUUACAUUAAUGUUCGACCACUUCCUUCAGCCCAUGACGGACCUCCCCAAAUACCUUGCAAAACAUGGGGCUGUAGAGCCAACAUCUUUCUACGUCAAUCCAUACUCUGACUACCACAACGCAAGCGACUCCGGGUUGACGACGUGGGAAAUCAUGUCCAAAGACCCAGAGAAACUGAAGACAUUCCAGCUUGGGCUGAAAAUGGGUGACAACCUGGUUCCCGUCAUAGGCUAUUAUGAUUUCAAUCAACUUGCAUUAAGUGAAGAGGAGUUGCAGACGAACCCCGAUCGAGCAGCUCUAGUGGAUAUUGGCGGCGGAGUAGGGAACACCGUAAAGAAAGUCUUGGAUGAGUACAAGAAGUUGAAUCCCAAAAACGUGGUCUUGCAAGAUCAGAAGGAGAUUAUAGCAAUGGCCGAGAAAGAGAAGAUUGCUCCGGAAGGGGUCAAGCUGAUGGAGCAUGAUUUCUGGACCGAACAGCCUGUUAAAGGCGCCAAAGCGUACUACUUCCGGCGCGUCUUCCACGACUACAGCGACGAACUCUGCGCCAAAGCGCUGAAUCAGAUCAUCCCCGCCAUGGCGCAGGACUCCCGCAUCCUGAUUGCUGACAUGCUGAUUCCAGAAAUCAUGACGGACAAAGAGGCACAUACCGCAGCUUUGGAUGUUGCGUGUAUGGUCAUGGGUGGGAAGGAAAGGACAGAAGCAGAUUUCCGAAAACUGUUCGACAGCGUGGGGCUUGAGGUGGUCAAGAUCCAUCGCACACCAGGGGUCGCGGCAGGCGUAGUGGAAGGAAAGCUGAAGCCUGUUGAUGGGGCGAAUGGGACGAACGGGACGUGA